Messenger RNA from Penaeus chinensis, 1320 nucleotides. RefSeq lists its product as uncharacterized. Lineage: Eukaryota; Metazoa; Arthropoda; Malacostraca; Decapoda; Penaeidae. The transcript has 4 exons. Bases 1 to 1320 code for a protein of 439 amino acids. The record is from RefSeq and is a predicted model, not a curated record.
AUGAACUCGAAUCCUACAGAAAUCUCAAGCCGCAUCGCUUGUCGCGCGGACAAACAAGGAGCGCGUACUUCAGUGGCGAAUCAGGUUGGAGACGAAAAAUGGGCCACUGGUUCUAAAACAUCAACUACUACAACUAAAACAAAGCUACUUAAAGCUAAGGAAAACAUUCUUCAACACCCCCUAGACAGUGAUAUUGAAGACUUCUAUGGUGGACUGACUGAUCUUUUCAAGAGAAUACCAAGACUGGACAAUAUUCCAGCAGAAGUAUGGAAAAGCCAAGCGCUUAUGGAAGAACUUCUUGUUGCUUGCAACAAAGCUUACAAUGGAGAUGUGCCAUCUAUCUGGACUAAAAGCUGCAUCGUCCCCAUACCAAAAAAGGGAGACCUCAGUAUCACCAGCAACUACAGAGGAAUUUGUUUAACAUGUGUAUUGCAAGGUGAUACAUUAGCACCAUUUCUGUUUAUAAUUUGUCUUGACUAUGCCAUGAGAACAACAAUAGAUGACAACACUCAGCUUGGUUUUACACUCCAUCAAAGAAAGAGCAGAAGACAACCAGCUGUUAAAAUAACCGACAUGGAUUUUGCAGAUGACAUAGCCCUUCUUUCUGAUGCCAGUGAUGAUGCCGCCACACUUCUCCAUAAGGUUGAAGAAGCAGCACAAGAAAUCGGCCUCUAUAUUAACGAAUCAAAAACUGAAUACAUUUGUUUUGGAGAAACAGGCCAAAUUGUAGCAAAAAAUGGCAUAAAUAUCAAAAGAGUAAAUAAUUUUCAAUAUCUUGGAUCUUGGCUGAAUACCACAAAACAUGAUGUAGAAAUCCGCAUUGCAUUGGCUUGGGCAGCUCAUAGUAAAAUGAAGACGAUCUGGCGAUCCAAUCUCAGUAGAAGUGUUAAGAUAAACUUUUUCAGAGCUGCGGUUGAAAGCAUAUUACUCUAUGGAUCAGAAAGCUGGACAUUGACAUCUCAACUAACCAAAGAACUGGAUGGGGCAUAUACUCGACUCCUAAGAGCUACUCUCAACAUCAGCUGGAAUGAACAUUGUACCAACAAAGAUCUGUACAAAGACAUCCCUAUGAUCACGAAAACCAUUAAGUCCAGGCGCCUUCGUUUUGCGGGUCACUGCUGGAGAAGCAAUGAACUUGUCCAUGAUCUCCUCUUCUGGGAACCAUCACAAGGGAAGAUAAAACGCGGGAGACCUGCAAAAACCUACAUCAAACAGCUCGCAGAAGACACUGGACUAUCUCACAAUGAAAUGCAGAACGCUAUGAGAGAUCGUCAGACGUGGAGGAGGUUCGUCAUGGGGGGCCGGGCAUCUCCCGGCUGA